This is a messenger RNA of Glycine soja, 1069 nucleotides long. RefSeq lists its product as uncharacterized. The transcript is spliced from 2 exons. Lineage: Eukaryota; Viridiplantae; Streptophyta; Magnoliopsida; Fabales; Fabaceae. The coding region runs from base 1 to 372 and encodes 123 amino acids. The record is from RefSeq and is a predicted model, not a curated record.
AUGGGAUGUGCAUCAUCUACACCAUAUACCUUCUCCCUCUCGGAUCGACCCCCUUUCAUGAUCUUUGUCAUCAUGCUUCACCAUUGCGGCUCUGAUGACAUUCAUCUGCAACAACAUUCACCGACUCUUUCUUGUGAUCUGGUUCCUGCGACAUUGUUGAUCAGGAGCGCCACCACCCUUGACCAUGCUCUUCUUCGGGAACACUUCUUCGCAGAUCUCCAUGAAGGCUUGAACGAUGAGUUGGUGGUGGCACGUGGCGUUCAGCUUGAGGAAGCACUCGAGAAGCUCUCGGAGAUCGGUUUCUGUGUAGAUCUCUCUCUCGAGGAUCAUUUGGAGCAUGGAGGCUCGGAAAUCCUUAUGUGGGUCGUUUGAGUCCUUCUCAACGGCGAUGCUGUCAACGAGUUUUGGGUUUGGUUUUGGCAUACUGUUGUUGUUGUUGGGGUUUUGUUGAUUUGUGUCGGGUUCGGAGAUGGUGGUGGAAGUAAAGACUUCAUCGUCGUCGUUGCGGUCACCGGAAGUGGUGGAUGAAUUGAGGCUGCUAGGGUUUGUGUUUUGGUAAAUGGAGAUUUUGGGUUUUGGGGUGGGUUCGUGGACGUCAGAGGAUUUUGGUUUGCUACACCCACAGCCUCCAUUUGCUUUGUAUAGGGCUCUCAUGAACCUCCUCUUGUUGGAAGACAUUAAUGUAUUGAUCCUUUAAAUUGCGGUUACAGUUGCAACUGGGAUUUCGCCGGGAUCUUUGAUAUCGUGACAAAUUACUCACUAAUGCGGUUGAUGUGGUUACAAUUGUAAUUGCAGAGAUGGAAAAACUUUGAUGUUGCAGCUAAAAUUGACGAUUGACUAUUAUGAUUUUGCUUGGGAUAAGAUGGUGUUGUUGGUAAAAGUCCUUUUCAAAAUCAGAUUGAGGCAGGGAGAGAAAGAAAAAAAAUGGGAAUGGAAGAAGAAAGUUGGAUAGUGGAUUGGAGUUUCUGUGGGAAGUGUUUGGGAAGAAAGGCUUUUAGGUUUAUGAUAGGGUGGAAGGCAUAAUCAUGUGAACGCUCUUUCGGGAGAGACCCUCACGAUAAGAUCCUUU